AGUGCCUUAACAAUUGAAAAUAAUUACAAAAACAUGCUCGUACGUUUGAAUAGUCUUCAUGGCGGCCGAACAGCGACAGGAAGACAAGGACGAGUUGAGGUUAGUUUCAAUCACGGUGCCACGUGGGGCACCAUUUGUAGUACCAAUUGGAGUUUCCGUGAAGCAAAUGUGGUUUGUCGUCAAUUGAACUUUGGUUAUGCAGCUUAUACGAAUCAGACAACGGAAUUCGGCAAUAGCAGAGAACAUCCUUGGGCUAUGGUAGGUACUCUUUGUCGAGGUACUGAAAAAAAACUCGCUGAUUGUUUUCGUGAAGCUGCAUAUCCCAAUUUGUGUAAUAGUAAAUAUAACAGAGUGGCUGUAGUACGAUGUGUGAUGCGGAGUGCAGACUUAAGUCUUGGUUUGAGAGAUAUUGAACGAUCGGUACGUUUGGACAGUGUACCAAUGUCACGUAUAACAUGUGCUAUGGAAGAGAAUUGUGUAUCGCGUGAUGCUUACGUAAUACGUAGAACCAACCCACAUGCUGUACGACAUUUGUUACGCUUUACUACAGCUGCUGAAAAUGUGGGUAACGCUGAUUUCAGUCCUUAUUCUAACUAUGACCAAUGGCAGUGGCAUCAAUGCCAUAGACACUUUCAUAGCAUGGAAACAUUCGCUACAUUUGAUAUUUAUGAUCUAAAUUAUCGAAAAGUAGCUCAGGGACAUAAAGCUUCAUUUUGUUUAAUGGAUACGAAAUGUGUGAGUGGUAUCAGACCAAAAUAUACCUGUGGCAAUACAACGCAGGGCAUUUCAAUAGGUUGCGCAGAUUUGUACACUGCCGAUUUGGAUUGUCAAUGGGUUGAUGUUACCAAUUUACCUGUUAAUAGGAAUUAUAUAUUACGUGUUGCCCUUAAUCCAGAAUAUAAAAUUGGUGAGAUUUCUUUCGAGAAUAAUGGAGCUGAAUGCUUGCUUCACUAUACUGGCCUCAGCGCAACAACAAAGAUAACACGUUGCAGUUCCGCUUCAUUAUGGUUCAAGAAAUGAGCUUAUUGGGUUAAAAUAACUAAAAAUA
Molecule: messenger RNA, 1048 nt
Organism: Teleopsis dalmanni
Lineage: Eukaryota; Metazoa; Arthropoda; Insecta; Diptera; Diopsidae
Gene: Loxl1
Product: lysyl oxidase homolog 2A
Exons: 3
Coding region: 34-1020 (328 amino acids)
Biological process (GO): peptidyl-lysine oxidation
Cellular component (GO): membrane
Molecular function (GO): copper ion binding; protein-lysine 6-oxidase activity
Source: RefSeq, a predicted model, not a curated record